This is a messenger RNA of Oldenlandia corymbosa var. corymbosa, 576 nucleotides long. Lineage: Eukaryota; Viridiplantae; Streptophyta; Magnoliopsida; Gentianales; Rubiaceae. The record is from the annotation of a GenBank genome assembly.
AUGCUUUCUGGUUUCCGCCUGGCCAAUCGCCCAGAAUCAUCUUACCAGUAUUUCCUUAAAAUGUGCAGGUCCAACGAAAAGCCCAACGAACUUACAUUCGCGGUCUUGAUUAGCACCUUCCUGAAUACAAAUUUUCGGUUUUUGGUCCCUCAACUCCAUUGCAGAGUCAUCUCCUCAGGAUUGAAUCUGAAUGAUUCUCUUGGAUCUUCAUUAAUGAGAGGUUACCUUGAUUUGGGUGAUCACAAAGGUGUAUGCAGAGUGUUUGAUGAGAUUCCGGUGAAAGACAUUGCUCCUUGGAACGUGCUGAUUCUCGGUUAUAUGGAAUCUGGGCUCACUUGUGAAGCUAGGAGGGUGUUCAACUCAAUGCCUGAAAAGAAUGCUUUUUCGUGGAAAAUUGGCGAGUCUGCUGCUACCAAAAUUUACAAAUUGGAAGAAGACCAUCCCGCUGUAUAUUCAAUGCUAUGUAAGAUACACGGUGAACGUGAAGUUUGGAGUACUGUGACCAAGAUGAAGAAGAUGAUAAAGAGCAAGUGUGCUAGAAAACAGAAGGCUGGUAGUUGGAUUGAAUCUGCUUAA